Messenger RNA from Pyricularia oryzae 70-15, 2390 nucleotides. RefSeq names its product heat shock protein 60. The record is from RefSeq and is a predicted model, not a curated record. The transcript is spliced from 3 exons. Gene Ontology annotation, molecular function: ATP binding; ATP-dependent protein folding chaperone; protein-folding chaperone binding. Gene Ontology annotation, cellular component: mitochondrial inner membrane; mitochondrial matrix. Gene Ontology annotation, biological process: apoptotic mitochondrial changes; mitochondrial unfolded protein response; protein refolding. Bases 242 to 2011 code for a protein of 589 amino acids. Lineage: Eukaryota; Fungi; Ascomycota; Sordariomycetes; Magnaporthales; Pyriculariaceae.
UUGGAGAAGCUUCUGGUACAAGCAAUUUUCGACCUCUAUUUUUUCUCUCCUCCCUUUCCUCUCCUCAUCUUUCCCAUCAUCAACCCGUGUUUUUAUACCCAAUAGCGAAAUCCCAUACCGAGGUUCGACUUUGAAUCACUCACUGCACGACUCUCCUUUUUGUACACUUACUGUUGAAACUUGUGUUUUUAUUCUACCGUUUUCUUUCUCCCGAUCUUAAUACACAUACCACACACACACAAUGCAGCGCGCACUUAGCAGCAGGACUAGGACUUCGGCCCUGAGGUCCUCGGCCGCCGCCGCAAAGUUCAGGCCCGGCGCCGGUCUGUCGCAGCAGCUUCGUUUUGCCCACAAGGAGCUUAAAUUUGGUGUUGAGGGACGCGCUGCUCUCCUGGCUGGUGUCGACACUCUGGCCAAGGCCGUCUCAACGACGCUGGGUCCCAAGGGCCGCAACGUCCUGAUCGAGUCCAGCUAUGGCUCGCCCAAGAUUACCAAGGAUGGUGUGACCGUCGCAAAGGCCAUUACCCUCAAGGACAAGUUCGAGAACCUUGGUGCCAAGCUCCUCCAGGACGUCGCGUCCAAGACCAACGAGGUCGCCGGUGACGGUACCACCUCGGCCACCGUCCUCGCUCGCGCCAUCUUCUCCGAGACCGUCAAGAACGUUGCCGCUGGCUGCAACCCCAUGGAUCUCCGCCGCGGUAUCCAGGCUGCCGUCGACGCCGUCAUCGAGUUCCUGCACAAGCAGAAACGCGACAUCACCAGCGCUGAGGAGGUUGCCCAGGUCGCCACCAUCUCGGCCAACGGCGACGUGCACGUCGGCAAGAUGAUUGCCAACGCCAUGGAGAAGGUCGGCAAGGAGGGUGUCAUCACCGUCAAGGAGGGCAAGACCCUGGUUGACGAGCUCGAGGUUACCGAGGGUAUGAGGUUCGACCGCGGCUUCGUGUCGCCGUACUUCAUCACCGAUGCCAAGGCUCAGAAGGUUGAGUUCGAGAAGCCCCUGAUUCUGCUGUCAGAGAAGAAGAUCUCGGCUGUCCAGGACAUCAUCCCCGCCCUUGAGAUCUCGACCCAGACCCGCAGGCCGCUUGUCAUCAUCGCCGAGGACAUUGAGGGCGAGGCUCUGGCUGUCUGUAUUCUGAACAAGCUCCGCGGCCAGCUCCAGGUCGCUGCCGUCAAGGCCCCCGGCUUCGGUGACAACCGCAAGUCGAUCCUCGGCGACAUUGCUGUUCUCACCAACGGUACCGUCUUCACUGAUGAGCUUGACGUCAAGCUGGAGAAGGCUACCAUUGACAUGCUCGGCUCCACCGGAUCCAUCACCAUCACCAAGGAGGACACCAUUGUCCUUAACGGCGAGGGCAGCAAGGACAUGAUCACCCAGAGGUGCGAGCAGAUCCGUGGUGUUAUGGCUGACCCAACCACCUCGGAGUACGAGAAGGAGAAGCUCCAGGAGCGUCUGGCCAAGCUCUCGGGCGGUGUUGCCGUCAUCAAGGUCGGCGGCUCUUCUGAGGUCGAGGUCGGUGAGAAGAAGGACCGCUUCGUCGAUGCCCUUAACGCCACCCGCGCCGCCGUCGAGGAGGGUAUCCUGCCCGGUGGUGGUACCGCUCUGCUCAAGGCUGCCAGCCAGGCCCUGGGCGACGUCAAGUCGGCCAACUUCGACCAGCAGCUCGGUGUCAGCAUCAUCAAGAACGCCAUCACCCGCCCUGCCAGGACGAUCGUCGAGAACGCCGGUCUUGAGGGCUCCGUUAUUGUUGGCAAGCUCAUGGACGAGUUCGGCUCCGACUUCCGCAAGGGCUACGAUGCCGCCAAGGGCGAGUACGUCGACAUGAUCGAUGCCGGUAUCGUCGACCCCCUGAAGGUCGUCCGCACCGGUCUCCUUGACGCCAGCGGUGUCGCCUCGCUUCUGGGUACCACCGAGGUUGCCAUCGUUGAGGCUCCCGAGGAGAAGGGUCCUGCCGGCGGCAUGGGUGGUAUGGGAGGCAUGGGUGGCAUGGGCGGCAUGGGUGGCAUGAUGUAAGAGCUGCCUCCGCCUGAAGAGAGUUAGUAGGCUGGGGCGAAUCGCGACCAGCCGUGUGUUUCUUUGUAACAAUACCACGCGAACUCGGAUAUCCCUGUGUGCGCAAAGGGAAUGUAUAUGGGGGAUCUCCAAAAAUCGGUGUUGUGAGUUUUGCAUUUGUCUUGUCAUGCUUACAGGAAGGUCUACGAAGCUGAUCUCCCUCACCUCCAUUCAUCUCCCCUCCCCACGAAAUUUUCCUCAUACACAAUCCUCUCAUAUAAACUGUUAAUUAGUUGCCUGAAGAGGCUUCUGGGAUUUCUCAGAAACAACUGUACAAUAGUCUGGUUCCUUGGGCUGAGCCAGGGGUGUAGAUAAAAGAAGAUACCUACCUUGUUUGUCA